CUCAGUGGGCGAAGAUGUCACAUAGCCGUGAUUAAUCUGGGGGAGCAGCUGAAAUAUUGAUAAGGGGGAAAACGGAAAUCAAACGAAAAGUAGAGGGCACAGAAGAGAGGGAAAGGGAAGCACGUACUGGAGCUGCGAGCGCUGCAGAAGCCCCCUGAGGAAAUGCCUGGUUGAUGCAGCCUGUCUGGAUGGGCUGGGAAUUCUAACUCCAGCGCUGCUUUGGAUCUAACAAGUUUAAUCUCUCCUUUGCAAAACUGCAGCGGCAGGGUAGUAACCCACAGCUGGUGGGGAGUUUUGGUUUUGGUCUCAACCUGGAUCUUUACAAACUGGUCUGCCACUGGUUGAGGGGAAAGGGUAUCAAAGAUCAAUUUUAGGACCUUUAAAAAUAUCUGUUAAACACGUAAGGAUGUUUCAGACCGUACCAGACACUUCGUCUUACGUCAAGGUAAGACAUGACAGCAUCUUUAAACAGGAGGCCCUGUCGGUGGUGAGCGACGACCAGUCCCUCUUUGACUCCACAUACGGCGCUGCCACUCACCUCCCCAAGGCAGACAUGACAGCCUCAGGGAACCCUGACUAUGGCCAACCACACAAAAUCAACCCUUUGCCUCCUCAGCAGGAGUGGAUUAAUCAGCCGGUCCGGGUCAAUGUUAAAAGAGAAUAUGACCACAUGAAUGGAUCAAGGGAGUCCCCUGUAGACUGUAGUGUGAACAAAUGCAGCAAGCUCGUCGGAGCAGGCACAGAGUCCAACCCAAUGAGUUACAGCACCUACAUGGAUGAGAAGAACGGGCCUCCUCCCAACAUGACCACCAAUGAGAGGAGAGUCAUUGUCCCAGCAGAUCCCACUCUAUGGACCCAGGAACACGUGCGCCAGUGGCUGGAAUGGGCCAUAAAGGAGUAUGGAUUAAUGGAGAUUGACACCACCUUCUUCCAGAAUAUGGAUGGCAAAGAGCUCUGCAAAAUGAACAAGGAUGACUUCCUCCGAACCACCUCCCUCUACAACACAGAAGUUCUGUUGUCUCACCUCAGUUACCUCAGGGAAAGUAGCUCACUGCUGGUCUACAAUACUCCAUCCCACGCAGAAGCUUCCUCACGUCUUGCCACCAAAGAAGAUCCCUCCUCCUAUGAUGCAGUCAGGAGAACAGGAUGGGGCAGUAAUAUGAAUUCUGGCCUCACUAAAAGUCCUCCUGUUGCAGGGACACAAAAUGUGAACAAGACAACAGAACAGCAACGGCCCCAGCCAGAUCCCUAUCAAAUCCUGGGGCCCACCAGUAGCCGUCUUGCCAAUCCUGGGAGUGGGCAGAUACAACUGUGGCAGUUCCUCCUCGAGUUGCUGUCGGACAGUUCCAACGCCAGCUGUAUCACGUGGGAAGGGACCAAUGGGGAAUUCAAGAUGACAGACCCAGAUGAAGUGGCACGGCGCUGGGGAGAACGCAAAAGCAAGCCCAACAUGAAUUAUGACAAGCUGAGCCGAGCCCUUCGAUACUACUAUGAUAAGAACAUUAUGACCAAAGUGCAUGGCAAAAGGUAUGCCUACAAAUUUGACUUUCAUGGCAUUGCCCAGGCUCUCCAGCCUCAUCCCUCUGAAUCGUCAAUGUACAAGUAUCCAUCAGAUCUCUCCUACAUGCCUUCUUACCACGCCCACCAGCAGAAGGUGAACUUUGUACCCCCACACCCUUCUUCUAUGCCUGUCACAUCAUCCAGUUUCUUUGGAGCAGCCUCACCUUAUUGGACCUCCCCUGCUGGAAGCAUUUAUCCAAACCCCAACGUUCCUCGCCAUCCCAACGCCCACGUAUCACCACACUUGGGCAGCUAUUACUAGAUGCCUUUAUCUUCAAGUGGCCUUAAUCAAUCUUGUUGGACCUUCUUUUUUUUACAUCUGGGAUUUUUUUGUUUUGUUUUGUAUUUUUUCUUUUUUUUUUUUU
Molecule: messenger RNA, 1925 nt
Organism: Meleagris gallopavo (turkey)
Lineage: Eukaryota; Metazoa; Chordata; Aves; Galliformes; Phasianidae
Gene: FLI1
Product: Fli-1 proto-oncogene, ETS transcription factor
Biological process (GO): cell differentiation; regulation of transcription by RNA polymerase II
Cellular component (GO): nucleus
Molecular function (GO): sequence-specific DNA binding; DNA-binding transcription factor activity, RNA polymerase II-specific
Source: RefSeq, a predicted model, not a curated record